AUGGGCCUUGGGGUCCUUGUGCUCACUUUGCUUCUCAGCCUCCUCAGGCUGGGGUCAGGCCAGUGGCAGGUGAUGGGACCAGACAAGCCCGUCCAGGUUGUGGUUGGGGAGGACGCAGUGUUCUCAUGCUUCCUCUCUCCUAAGACAAGUGCAGAGGCCAUGGAAGUGUGGUUCUUCAGAGAUGAGUUCCGUGCUGUGGUGCACCUCUACAGAGAGGGGAAAGACGAGCUCCAUAUGCAGAUGCCGGCCUAUCGAGGGAGGACUGAAUUACUGAAGGACUCCAUAGCGGAGGGGCGUGUCUCCCUGAGGCUGAAGAAUGUCACUCUCUCAGACACUGCUACCUAUGGAUGCUGGUUCAGUUCCCAGACUUUUGACCAUGGGGCCACGUGGAAGCUACAGGUGUCAGCGUUGGGCACAGCUCCUCUAGUUUCUAUCAUGGGAUAUGUUGGUGGAGGCAUCCAGCUACUCUGCAAGUCCUCAGGCUGGUUUCCUCAGCCCACAGUGAAGUGGAAAGACCCACAAGGACAUGAUUUGCCCUCAGACUCAAAGGUGAAUGCAGACAGACAUGGCCUGUUUGAUGUGGAGACUUCCCUGAUAGUCCAGGAAAAUGCUGGGAACAUAUCGUGUUCUAUCCAGUACCCUGACCAGAGCGGGGAAGUGGAAUCCAGGGUAUGGAUAAGAGAGACUUUUUUCCAGUUCUCACCCUAUCGCCUGGCCUCCAUUUCACUGGGAGUACUCUGCUGUGUCCUGGGUGUUGCAGUUGUAGGGUUGAUUUUGACAAGCACAAUUUUUCAGUGGAAAACCCAGGCAGAAUUGGACUGGAGAAGGAAGCAUGCAUUGGCAGAACUGAGAGAGGCCCAGAAGCAUGCAGUGGAGGUGACUCUGGACCCAGAGACGGCUCACCCCCAGCUCCACAUUUCUGAUCUGAAAAGUGUGCGCUAUAGGAGCAUUCACCAGAAGGUGACCAAUUCGGACAAGAGAUUUACAAGGAAGUGUGUGGUGGCUUCUCAGGGAUUCCAGGCAGGAAAACAUUACUGGGAGGUGGACGUGGGACACAAUCUAAUGUGGAAUUUGGGAGUAUGCCGGGACGACGUGAAUAGGAAUGUGACAUGUGAGACUUUGUGUCCCUACUAUGGGUAUUGGCUGCUUGGACUGGAUAGUGAACAUUGCUAUCUCACAUUUAACCCUUAUAGAAUCAUCCUCUCUCCAAGAACAAGCCCUACACGAGUGGGAGUCUUCCUAGACUAUGAGGGUGGGACCGUCUCCUUUUUCAAUGUAAAUGAUCAGACCUUCAUUUAUACCAUGACACAUCAGUUUGAAGGGUUAUUGAGGCCCUACAUAGAGCAUUAUGUGAGUGAUGAGAGAAAUGUGACUCCCAUUGUGAUCUGCCCAGUUUCCCCAGGAUCAGAAGAAGAAGCACUUUCUGACACAGACAACCUGGAGCCCACCCCACAGGUGACCACACCCUUCCUGUCCUGUCUCCUCCGGCUGGGGUCAGGCCAGUGGCAGGUGAUGGGACCAGACAAGCCCGUCCAGGUUGUGGUUGGGGAGGACGCAGUGUUCUCGUGCUUCCUCUCUCCUAAGACAAGUGCAGAGGCCAUGGAAGUGCGGUUCUUCAGAGAUGGGUUCCAUGGUGUGGUGCACCUCUACAGAGAGGGGAAAGACCAACACCAUAGGCAGAUUCCAGCCUAUCGAGGGAGAACUGAAUUACUGAAGGACUCCAUAGCAGAGGGGCGUGUCUCCCUGAGGCUGAAGAAGGUCACUCUCUCAGACACUGGUCUCUAUGGAUGCUGGUUCAGAUCCCAGGAUAAUGACCAGGAGGCCAUCUGGGAGCUGCAGGUGUCAGCAUUGGGCUCAGCUCCUCUGGUUUCUAUCAUGGGAUAUGUGGAUGGAGGCAUCCAACUACUCUGCAAGUCCUCAGGCUGGUUUCACCAACCCACAGUGAAGUGGAAAGACCCACAAGGACAUGAUUUGCCCUCACACUCAAAGGUGAAUGCAGACAGACGUGGCCUGUUUGAUGUGGAGACUUCCCUUAUAAUUCAAGAAAAUGCUGGGAGCAUAUUAUGUUCUAUCCAAUACUCUGACCAGAGUCCAGAGACGGAAUCCAGGGUAUGGAUAAGAGGGAAAGUCCAGGCAGAAUUGGACUGGAGAAGGGAGCAUGGAGCUGCAG
Messenger RNA from Hipposideros armiger (great roundleaf bat), 2170 nucleotides. RefSeq names its product butyrophilin-like protein 3. The transcript has 14 exons. Gene Ontology annotation, cellular component: external side of plasma membrane. Lineage: Eukaryota; Metazoa; Chordata; Mammalia; Chiroptera; Hipposideridae. Gene Ontology annotation, biological process: regulation of cytokine production; T cell receptor signaling pathway. Gene Ontology annotation, molecular function: signaling receptor binding. The record is from RefSeq and is a predicted model, not a curated record. The annotation marks the transcript as partial.